Molecule: messenger RNA, 1832 nt
Organism: Eleginops maclovinus (Patagonian blennie)
Lineage: Eukaryota; Metazoa; Chordata; Actinopteri; Perciformes; Eleginopidae
Gene: slbp2
Product: stem-loop binding protein 2
Exons: 10
Coding region: 367-1356 (329 amino acids)
Biological process (GO): mRNA transport; mRNA 3'-end processing by stem-loop binding and cleavage
Cellular component (GO): cytoplasm; histone pre-mRNA 3'end processing complex
Molecular function (GO): histone pre-mRNA stem-loop binding; mRNA binding
Source: RefSeq, a predicted model, not a curated record
AGAAGAGUUAAUAUUGGUUUGAUAUAUGACAAUGAAUGUAUGCUCCUGCAGGAUGAAGCAUUGUUAAUGACGUCACAGAUUGAACGGACUCCCCUUUGGACGAGGAUGAAGACCUCCGUGAUGACCUCCUCUCAUAAAGACCUCUUGUCAUUGUCCUCCUUUAACCUGAACUCUAUUAUACCCUAGCUCCUCUCAUUAGCUGUGUCUGCUCCUCCUCAUGAUCCCCUUCAGCUGGUAGAGCCGAGCUACAGAACAUGAGGACGUGGUGCAGGCCCCGCCCCCUCAUGCCCCGCCCCCCUCAGGUGCGCCUCAUUAAAGGUGAGGAAGCGGAACGAUGGAGUUUACAGAGAAACUCGAUCCGGCAGCAUGUCAUCGAUCUGCGGAGAGACAGCCACGCAGAGCCCGCUGCAAUCCUCCAGCCUGUGUCUCGGACCCUGGUCCUGUGUAUGUGUGACGGGCUGGGGGGCCUCGGUGUGGAGCAGCCCCCCGGACCCCUUGCUUAACCCCCCCGAGCCCUGGCUGCUGCCGGGCUGCAGCUCUGUGUUCGACAGCCUGGUCAGUAAUGUGUCUCCGAUGCCGUCCCCUCCCCCCUCCAGAGGACGAGAGCGAGCCACCAACAAACCUCGCAGGCCGUCCAUCUUGGAGCGCUGCAUCCUCAAAGUGUCGAACAGCAGCAUUGCCGUGGGGACGGAUGACCUGGACCUCAAUAGACCCUCCCUGGAGCGCUGCCCCCCCCGCCUGCCGGACCCCUCCCACAGCGAGACCAACGGAGCGGUCCUGAAGCGCCGGCAGAAACAGAUCCAGUACGGCAAGAACACCACCGGGUACCAGAACUACCUGCAGCAGGUGCCCCGACCCCUGCGGGACGCUAAGCUCCAUCCCUCAACCCCCAACAAGUACAGGAAGUACAGCCGGCGCUCCUGGGACAUGCAGGUGCGUCUGUGGAGGCGGGCGCUGCACCUGUGGGACCCCCCCACCGAGAACCUGCAGGACUCUUUUGACACCCAGGACCCCGUGGAGCAGCUGCAGAACCAGCUGGCCAAGAUGACCUCUGACCUCUGUGAGGACGGAGACAGGCAGAGAGAGAGAGCGCCUCCUGCUGCCUCUAAAGCCGAGCCGCCCAGACCCUGGAACUGCCCGCUGACCCCGGAGGCGGAGCUGACCCUGCGGACGCUGCGCUGCCCCCCCGGCCUCGGAUCCUUCAGAACCCUGAACUCCAGAGACAACAUGGCCGACUGGCUGCAGCUGCUGCUGGAGGCCGACAGCCAGCAAGAUCUUCCUGUUUUUCCGUUAGACUUCGGCUCUGAUGACCAGCAGGUUCCUGAUUUCUCCGACCAGCUGUGGACUCCGUACUGAAGCCUUCUGAGUGAACACUGUUGGGUCCAGUUCUUGAUCCAGGUCUCGAUUCCGAUCAGGAGACUCAGAGUUUGUGUUAGUCGUUUUUAAGCUGGUUGAAGGUUUCCUAACGACAGCAGGGAUGUGAUUGGUCCUGAAGAGCACGUAGGCCCCGCCUCCUCUCUCAGCCUCGCCCUAUCACGCUCCUUUAGUUUGUGUCACAUUGUUUGUGUUUAUCUGGAGCACUUCUCACCUGCACACCUUCAGGACUCUCUGAAGCGGUUUGUUUUAGUCGCACCUGUCCUUCACUCGGUCUCCGGUCCACCGUCACGCUCUGCUGUCCCCCCCCCCCCCCCAACAUGUUUUUUCUAAAAAACAAAGCCCUGGUUAAUGUGUGUGUGGGGGGGGGGCUGUCACUUUGUGUUGUUGUUUUACUUUGUUUGUUGUCUUUUGCUGAAAUAUAUGUGAUUUAAUAAAGAUUGAAAUAAAGUGUUAAA